ACAUUGACUUCCUGUUCCUCACUUCCGGUCCCUUACUCUCACGUUUACUUCCGGCCCUUUUCCUUUAUUCUUCCGACCAAAAACUCGGUCGUUGUCGGCACUUCGAAUUUUCAGUUCCCGUGAGGGAGGGCCUCGUCCGAACCUGAGAAGCGUGGUGGGCCGGGGCCGCGCGGCCCCAGGGCGGAGCCCUCAGCCACACCAUGGCUCGAAAUGCAGAAAAGGCCAUGACGGCCUUAGCAAGAUUUCGCCAAGCUCAACUGGAAGAGGGAAAAGUGAAGGAAAGAAGACCCUUCCUUGCUUCAGAGUGUACUGAGCUGCCCAAAGCUGAGAAAUGGAGGCGACAGAUUAUUGGCGAGAUCUCAAAAAAAGUGGCUCAGAUUCAGAAUGCUGGUUUAGGUGAAUUCCGGAUUCGUGACCUCAACGAUGAAAUCAACAAGCUGCUCAGGGAGAAAGGACACUGGGAGGUCCGCAUCAAGGAGCUGGGUGGCCCUGACUAUGGAAAAGUCGGCCCUAAGAUGCUGGAUCAUGAAGGGAAAGAAGUCCCGGGAAACCGAGGUUACAAGUACUUUGGAGCAGCCAAAGAUCUGCCUGGUGUUAGAGAGCUAUUUGAAAAAGAACCUCUUCCUCCUCCCAGAAAGACCCGGGCUGAACUCAUGAAGGCAAUUGAUUUCGAAUACUAUGGUUACCUGGAUGAAGACGAUGGUGUAAUUGUGCCUUUGGAACAAGAAUAUGAAAAGAAACUCCGGGCCGAGCUGGUGGACAAAUGGAAGGCGGAGAGAGAUGCCCGGCUGGCGAGAGGAGAAAAGGAGGAGGAGGAGGAGGAAGAGGAGGAGGAGGUCAACAUCUACGCGGUCACCGAGGAGGAGUCCGAUGAGGAGGGCAGCCAGGAGAAGACCGGGGAGGACGGGCAGCAGAAGUUCAUCGCCCACGUGCCGGUGCCCUCUCAGCAGGAGAUCGAAGAGGCACUAGUGCGGAGGAAGAAGAUGGAGUUGCUGCAGAAGUACGCGAGCGAGACGCUGCAGGCGCAGAGCGAAGAAGCCAGAAGGCUCCUGGGCUACUAGCUGGCUGGCUGGCUGGCUCUCGGGAACCUGGAAGGUCUGGUGGGCGCCGGCUGCCCAUGCAGCCAUCCUGCAUCCCACAGGCCGGGGCGCUGCCAGGUCCCUGCUCCUUUCCCCAUGGCUCAUCUCUUUCCUUGUCUCUUGGCUGCUGCGAGGGGAGGACUCCGCCCUCUGCCUCCCUGCUAGGCCAUGGGGUGCCCAGCGCUACAGCCAUGGCCACGUGCAGCUGUUUUGCUCACUCAUUUUUGUUCCAACGUGUGUAAAACAAGCCAGGUGUGGUGCACAUCUGUCAUCCCGGCAGCUGGGGAGGCUGAGGCAGGAGGAUCACAAGUUGGAGGCCAGCCUCAGCAACUUAGCAAGGAACUCAGCAAGACUCUGUCUGAAAGUAAAAAAUAAAAAGGGCUAAGGAUGUGCCUCAGGGGUGAAGUGCCCCUGGGUUCAAUCCUGGGUACCCCCCUCCAGAAAACAAACCCAACGUGUAUAAAAUAGAUGGCAAGCUGGCUGCCUGUGUUUUGUUCCACCCUGUACUGCCAUUUUGCCAGGAGAAGGAUCAUUGAGUGACCAAUAUUAGAAAGUGAUUUUUCUCCGGGGAUAAUGGCACACGCCUGUAUUCCCACCAACUGAGGAGGCUGAGGCAGGAGGAUCGCAAGUUGGAGGACAGCCUCCAACAGUCACUUCGUGAGAUCCUAUCUUUCAAUAAGAAAUACAAAGGCCUGUGAUGUGGCUCAGUGGUAGAGCACCCCUGGGUUCCAUCCCCAGUACCACACACACAAAAAGGUGAUUUUUCUCUACAAAAGUGAGAUGCUGGGACCACCCUGAGCCCAGCCCACGGGCCAUUAGCCAGAGCUGCCCCAUUACGCUGGGCUCCUCAGCGUCUCCGUGAGCACCCCUCCUACGUGGCCUCCCAUCCAGGAGACGGGAAUGCCACACGCGCCCCUUACGUUUUACAAGCUGUUCUGCAAAGAACUAUUUUCAUUAAAGAUUUU
Sciurus carolinensis (gray squirrel) is the source of this 2044-nucleotide messenger RNA. It is a transcript of the gene Isy1, whose product is annotated as ISY1 splicing factor homolog. NCBI's taxonomy places the organism in Eukaryota, Metazoa, Chordata, Mammalia, Rodentia, Sciuridae. Gene Ontology annotation, cellular component: post-spliceosomal complex; Prp19 complex; post-mRNA release spliceosomal complex. The record is from RefSeq and is a predicted model, not a curated record. Gene Ontology annotation, biological process: generation of catalytic spliceosome for second transesterification step; mRNA 3'-splice site recognition. Bases 201 to 1061 code for a protein of 286 amino acids. The transcript has 11 exons.